This is a messenger RNA of Zootoca vivipara (common lizard), 4963 nucleotides long. The record is from RefSeq and is a predicted model, not a curated record. NCBI's taxonomy places the organism in Eukaryota, Metazoa, Chordata, Lepidosauria, Squamata, Lacertidae.
AUGCAUUGUAGUCAAAGUGCUUCACAUCAAUUAUCUUAGUCAUUCUUCCAACACCCCUGCUAGAGAGUCUAUGAUUGUCGCGUGUGUAGUUGCUGCUUUCUGCUGGCUGCUUUCUGUGAAAUGCAUUGGAGUCCUUCCAGAAGUAAAGGUGACAUCCUAAGAAAUGUAAGCUGACAGCUCUACUGACUAUGCCGGUGUAAGCGGAGUCAGAAUUAGACCAGAAUGAUAAAAGAAGCUUUCUCCUUUGGUCCUGUUUCAUUCCUCUUGGCCGUAAGCCCAAAGUGCCUUGUGUUGUGUACUUUGGUUCCUAUGGAGAUGUAAGGAAGUACUGACCUUCAGCCAAUCCUGCAGCAGUUUUGCAUUUCAUACAGCAGGUCUCUAGUGGCUUCCUCACGGGCCAGAAACAAUAUUCUACUGAGGUAAAUACUGUUCUUGUUCCCUGUUUUUCUUUAUAGGGUGGAGGUGGUAAAAUAGACAAGAUUUUGUUCUGUUUGGUUGUGUUUUAAAAACUGCAGGAGUUGAUAUUCUCAUCCUCCAGUAAACCUAUGAAACAUGGCAGGGUCCAGAAGGAAAAAAAGGAAAAAUAAAUAAAGUAUGUGCCACUAAUAGAGUGGUGCACAAAGGAUUAAUUUGUAGCAUGGCUAAGGAGGAAAAUGUGAGAAGCUCGAUGGGAAUAAUGACGGAGCCGAGAGAUUGAUUGUGGGUGCUCAAGCAUGAAUUUUGGCAGGUUAAAAAUCUAGCACAUCUCUGCCAUGUUCUGGAAUCAAGUGAAGCGUUCUUACACUGAGUCAGACCAUUGGUCCAUCUAGUUUAGUAUUGUCUACACUGAUUGGCAGUGGUUCUCUACUAUUUGAGGCAGGGAUCUUUCCCAACCCAAUCCAGAUGCCAGGGAUUGAACCCGACACAGUAUAAGGAACAGUAUGGAAUAUUAAAUUGAUCAGAGAAGUAAAAUCCAUGUUUGCUAUGAAAACAAACUGAAAGCAAUUUCAAGCUUUAAAAAAGAGGGUUUUAAACCACCAUCUUGUUAUAUUUUUGCCCCAUUUAAAUCAAUGUGUGGCACCUCAUUUUAAUGAGCAACAUGGUUUAAUGAUUUCCAGAGGGGUAGCCAUGUUACAGCACCAGCCCAACCAUGUCUACUGAGAAGUAAGUUUUGUUGAAUUCAGUGGGACUUAGUCCCAGGCAAGUGAGGUUAGGAUUACAGUAGUUUUGGUCUUUCAGGAGAAAAAAAACAAAGAGUUGUGGCCCCCAAGGCUGAUGUGACUCAGAUACAUAGUUCAAUGGAAUUCUAAACCCAGAGUUUAUUUUCCAGGAAGAAGUGUCUCUCUUCUAUUUCUAGGCCUUUAAGCAUGUCUGUAUGGAGCGUGUAGCUGCAGCGCUAUUAGCCACGGAAGAUGGCCACAGCUGACACAAUACACACAUCACACAGUGUUAAAGAAUGGCAUUUGGAAAGCUUAGGGCUGCUUGCAGGACGAACAAAGAGCCUGGAUCAAAAUCAGACUACAGAAAUUUUGAAGACACGGUUCAGUACUUGGACACCUAUUGAAAACAAAUCUCUUAACAAUCAGCUCUUUCAGGAAAGAGUCAGGCUUAUAAGUCACUGGUUUGACCUGUGGACGGACAAGCAGCGCAAGCAGUUUCUCCAUGGCAUAUUGAUCAAGUGCAAUAAGUCACAACUGAAGUUUGCUGAAAGAUGGUUUGUAGAGAAUACCCCAGUGGCCAAAGUGGACUUCACCACUGUACUGCCACGUUUCAUAUCUUUGUACAUAUUCUCCUUUCUCAAUGCUAAGGACCUUUGUGCAGCAGCCCAAGUCAGCUGGCAUUGGAAGUUUUUAAGUGAACAGGAUUGUCUGUGGAUGCCGAAAUGCAUGAUGUUUGGAUGGUUUCUACCAUACUUUCCUGAAAAAAAUGAGUAUAGUGCUUGGAAACAGCAUUAUAUUUCUUGUGCAACUGACCUGGAUUACUUAACUCCGAGGGAAGUUGCUGGGUCGUACGAAACACUGAGUGAACCAAAACCAGAAAAUGAAGACCAAAAAGAAAAACUACGUGAAAGAUGUCUGCGGAAAAUUAUAAGAGAGAGAUUAACUGUAUGCAAAAAGGAAUUAAUCAAAGCUCGUCCACCUUGGAACUCGGGAUUUUACAAAUAUGGAUUUCAACCAAAGUUGCCCCAGACUGUCCGUGACCGAGUUAGAUCAUCAGCAGCAAUGUUUCUAAUGAAGAAUGGAACACCUUCCCCGAAGGAAAUGCUUUUCAAACAUAUUUCUCCAGAUGCUAAAUCUCUGCCAUGCGUUUGUCUGGAAGCUGAGAUACUUCCAAAAAGAAAGAACGCUGCUGGCAGCUGCUCUGAUCCUGUCUUACCUCACAGACUUCAGCGGACUGUUUUACAAAAGAGCCCUAAUGAAACACAUUCCCCUCAGCUACGUCUUAUCUUGAUAUCAUCCCAUGUUCCUGCUUAUGAGAUGCUUGUGGACAGUAUUAAGCCUGGAGUGAUUCCUGUAGUAUAUGAUCAUAGUGGCACAACCUUGGAAAGCCUCCUUUAUUAUGUAGGAAAGGCCUUGGAUGGCCAAAUGGCAAAGAGUAUUGGGAUUAUUACUGAUGGAGACUCCAGAGGGAUUAACCUGCUUGAAGGCUGUAGCAUCAGUACCAAGAACCUUCUUAAACCUGAGGUGAAAGAAUUUUGGGUAAAGUUAAGAAGCUGUGUGACGCAUCAGGAAGGUGGUUAUAUAGACAUCUUCGUCCCUCUAGCAGCUUCAGAGGCAGGAAUGGAGGUCCUUUCCCAGCUGUUUCAUCUAACUGGACUGUUUUUCCGAACUCCUGCAGGAAUAGCAACCGGAUCAUAUCAACACAUUCUGAGUGAGUGGUUGGGAAACCAGAAAGAGACUCCUCCUCCCCCAUCCAUCUACUUCACUGAAGCAAAACUGCAGUUGUGGCUAAGAUUCACAGAAUUGCUGGAAGAUGCACUGAAGGCCGUCAGGAAAAACCUGAGACCCUAUUUUUGUGAUUUGCAGAAGAACAUGACUGGCAAGAUACUUGGUCAAAUUAUGUUUGAUGCUGUGAGCUGGUCAGAUGUUCAAGAAAAGCAAAGAAUAGCUGAGGUUUUGGUUGAAGGAUUAGUUGAACUCUCAAGAGGAAACGAUGAAAACCCUUUUGAAUUUCUAUCACGCUUCCUGAUGAGGAAAUAUAAUAAAAAGGAAGAACUCAAAAGCCAGGUUCUGACAACUGAAAGCAAUCCAGAAGCAAGCCUUGGUGUGUCAGUUAAGACCAGCAAACUUGAUAAAGAGACAGCAGAGAAGCGCAAAAGCUUUGCCAGAGAACUUCUCUUAAGUGAGAGGAACUAUGUGAAUAUGCUGGAAAUUGUACAAGAUGUUUAUGUGAAACCGCUAAAGGCAGCGCUGGCCUCGCAUCGAGUCAUCCUAAGCUAUGCCAAUGUUCAGACCAUCUUCUCUGAUAUCUUGAACAUCCUACAACUGAAUAGGUGGUUUUCAGAUGAGUUAACACAAAGACUUAAUGAAUGGAACCCAGCCCAAAAAUUAGGAGACCUGUUCAUUCAAUUUUGCCAGCAACUUCAAACAUACACAAACUUCUUCAACAAUUAUGCAGUGAUUCUGAAAACUAUAGACAAGUGCAGGGAGACUAUUCCAGUAUUCCGUGCCUUUCUGAAGAGACAUGACAAGACUGUUGCUACUACUAUGAGAAGCCUCCAAGAAUUUCUGUUGUGCCCAUCGAAGCGGAUUGGAGAGUACAUCCUGCUCCUGUAUGCUCUGAGGCUCCACACUCCUCCAGAACACACUGACCGUGAAGAGCUGACUCCUGCAAUUAAGCAAAUGAAGCAGUUCAAGGAUUACUUAGAUCAGCUAAAACUGAACGUUGGCAGAGAUGAUCAGAUAUUAACUACACAAAGACGCAUCCAAGGAUGUCCUAAGUUACUGAAAGCCAAUAGGUAUCUAAUUGCGAUGCAAGAUGUAGCCCAGCUAAACUGCUGCUCAGAGAGAGUCCAUAUGCCGUUCAGGCUGUAUGAGCACACCAGUGAUCUUAGCCUCUUCCUUUUCAACGAUAUACUUGUUAUCUCACAGCGCAGCAUCUCUUACAAGCCAUUCGAACGUAUCCCACAUGUUACUCACCAGUUCUUGGCAGUGGUAACACUUCAUCAGCUCCUGGUUGAAGAUAUUCCAGAUUCCAAAUAUAUCAAGAAUGCUUUUCUUCUGCAAAGUCCCAGGUUUCAAAUGAUUUGUUCUACGGAGGACCAUGACAAGUUUAUAUGGCUUUCUGCACUGCAAAGGGCAAUUAUCUGCAAUAUUGAAGAUAAUGUAAAUUGUUCUUAAAAUUUCCCAGCUUUACUUACUACCUCACCUUCCUGCCGCUUGUAACUGUCAUGCAGCUCCCAAAAGAAAAAGGUAACUGUUUAGUGUCUACAACAGACAUGGGGAAAUCAGGCUGACCAAGGGCCUCAUUUGGCCAGUGAGGCUGUUUCCCUGACACUUCAUCAUCUCAUGGGUGAUGUCUGGUGAGGGCCAAAUGGACACACAAUCUGGAGCCUUAAUAGUGCACUCCUGAUUGCACAUUGGUAAGGGAAGCUUGCUGAGAGCAAGCCAGCUGGGAUUGGUUAUGCUACUGAGUUUCCCCCAUUGUGAAUUUUGUAGAUAGUAGUGCAUCAGUAAAAAACAGAGCUGACAGGUGAUGACUUCAAAGUUGCUGGGAUCAGCUGUGUAGUUGCCCCUUGCAGAAAGUGGAGCUUGAAGUCAGCACUGAUCCAUGACUGGUGGAAACUUCAAACCCUGUUUAGGCUUGAAUAUUCCUCUGCAGCAUACGGGAAGCCAGAGAUCCAGAUGGCUAGACCUAGUUCCCUGUCCCAGUGUACAUUUGCUGUGACUUAGUAUUUCUUCUUGCUGUACAGUAGAUAGAAAUUGUUAGUGUGUUGUUAGAUAUCUAUUAAUGCAUGCAGUUACAAACCUUUAUUCUUUCUGAC